Molecule: messenger RNA, 4717 nt
Organism: Epinephelus moara (kelp grouper)
Lineage: Eukaryota; Metazoa; Chordata; Actinopteri; Perciformes; Serranidae
Gene: prrt4a
Product: proline rich transmembrane protein 4a
Exons: 3
Coding region: 298-3201 (967 amino acids)
Source: RefSeq, a predicted model, not a curated record
UGUCUCGAGGAGGUGGGGUCUGUCCCAUGUGUCGACUGUCUGAUGGAGAGAAGAGGGGCACAGCACAGUGAGUAUGAAAGGACACAGAGUGCUACGCAGAGAGAGACUGCAGGCAUGCAGCGACACGGGGGAGCAUAUAUGUUUAAAGAGGCUGCAGCAGAGUGGGCUAUUGAUGAGGUGUGUUAAGAAUGAGAUCAUCAGAGACCUCAGGUUAAAGAUUAGUCAAGCAUGUGAUUGGACAGUACCUCCCGAAACCUACAGCAUGUGACUUUGCGGUGGAGUUUGUAGACUCUCGCCAUGCUCGCUCUUUGGAAUCUCUAUCUUCUUCUCCCGCUCUCCUUGCCUUUCUCACUCCAUGUCAUAGCCUUCACCGGAGACAAUGUCAAGAAAACCCAAGAGCCAGACACUGACACAGCCGUGCAGCGUCUCACACAGCCCCCACAGAGACCUCGUGGAUCUGGUCCAACACCUGAGAAUCCCAUGUUUGGGUCAGAGAAUAUUGACUUCCUGGGUCUACCUAUGAGUUGGUCCCUAUCGUCAUCAGAGGAAUCAGACAGACAAGGUGUGAUCGGUGAAUACACUGAUUCAGAGGAGAGCACAGAGACAUCACUUUUGUAUCCUUAUGAGAAGGGACUUAUCAUAUCCAGGCCCUCAGAUACAGAAGAUGCCACCUCCAAGGAGAGUACACAGCCAUCACCAGGGGGAGUACCACCUCAACCUACCCAGGGACAAACAUUCAAGUAUCAGUCAGCUGAUAAAAGUGUUGGAUCUGUAUUGUAUUCCACACAGACUGGUGAGAAUCAGCCAAAUUUCCCAGCCUCUCAGAAUGAGACGACCGACAGCCAGUUACCAUUUCUUCCAUCUGGCUCGCUUCCACCAGACCAGGACUCCACUUCACCGCUGUCUGCUGGACCUUGGCCCAGCUCGGAGCACCCCACUCCAUCAGUCGCAAGUUGGAUAUGGAGCACAGGCCCUCCAGUUAUCACGCCGGAGGCGACUGUCCCAGUGAAGGAGACCAGAGAUGGAUUGAUUGAUAUUACGGGUCAUAUUUUGCACAUAGGAGCUGUCAGCAUGGAUGCAGAUAAAGAUGACACCAAGGACGAUGACAGGCAACUCUCCCAGACCAGUGACACACUCUUGCUUAAUGGCACCACAGACACAUCUGCCACACCCUGCAAAGCAUCAAACCAGUCCUGGACGCCCACUUACCCCGAUGAUUUUACCCCCAACGAGUCCCUGCGCCCCACUCUGGCCCUCAGCGCUUCCCUUUUUGUCCCUCUUUACACAGACUGGAACUCUGCCCUUGCCACAUGGGGAUUUGCGUGGGAAGCACACAUCUAUGGCCUGGGGUCUGUCUUUACUGUAUUUGGCCUAAUCUCUGUGGUCUGCUUGCUAGGCCUGCCCCUGCGCUGUCCCCCGGGAAGCCCCUAUUUCACCCUACUGCACUUGUUCCUCCUGGCAUUUGCAGGGAUCCAAGCUUUCUGUUUGCUCUAUGACGCUUACAAUCACCAAGAUCGUCUCCCCCCUCUGGGCUCUCUGCUGCUCUCUGAGCUGCCUUUCCCUUGUUUAAUCUCAGCCUUCUCCCUUGCCUUCCUCCUUCUUUCUUUGCGUUCACGCAUGCAUCUUUCACUCCGACUUGCUAAUUCCACCUCAUUUUCAGCCUUGCCCAAACCUUGCCUGUUACUGUGUAUGUCCCUGUUGUACUCUGGGGUCUCUCUAGGGUGUGUUGGCAUGCUCCAGCUCUUCCACAGCCUCCCCUCCAUGAUCCUGCUAUUCCCUCAGGGUGUGUUUGUGUGUCUCACUGUCUUUCUCUCAUGCUCCUACCUCAUCUUCUACUGCUUAAUGCAAUUCAACACGAAACACAUCUACAGGCUGAAUGACAAUGGAGAGAGCGGAGGAUCUCCUGAAGUGACGCGACCUGCAAGUUGCCCCUUUGCUAAAGUGGAGGAUUGGGGCAGGGCAGCAGGAGCGGGAGUAGGGGCUUCGUUGUGUUUGCUAGGAUGUGGAGGCUUCCAGUUUUAUGGGAUCUUGCAUGCCCUUGGUUUGGGUGGGGUUGAUGGCUAUGGGUUCCAGCCCUGGCCCUGGUGGGGCUAUCAGGUAGGCUGCAGGAUCUGUGAGAUUGGUGUGUGUCUGGGUCUGUCUCUCAUUGGUACACACCCACUAUUCUGUCAGAACAAUUCCUCUAUCAAGACCAUAACUCAUCCUCGGCCAGGAUCUUGGUCCCGCCUCUCAUGCAGCUCCCCCUCACGAGGGCUAACCCUGCCCUCUCAGGGAGGUGCAGAUUCUUCUGUCCUCUCCUCUCAUGAUUCUUGGUCCCAGGGUAAGCAGGAAAAGCUGGUGGUCUGUGAUGUCAUCACUAAAGGACAGUCGGAGGCCCUUCCUCUUUUCUCAAUGGUGGAUCCUCCUGGAAAUGGGCAAGACUGUGUCCCCAAGGCCAGCCAAACUCGGAGCACUGUACUACCUCUCCCUACACCCCCAAGCCCACCGCACAAACCAAAAAAUGCAACUGAGUCUCAGCUCUCAUCAUUCGAUAGCCUAGGACUGGAGACUGACUCUACUGUGGAUCUGCGGCCCCCAUCUCCCAUAGAUUUGUCCCGCAGCAUUGACCAGGCUCUUUUCAAUGAAUCCCUAUUCUCUCAUAGUAUCUUUGGUUUGCCAAGACUCUUCCAUGCUUCCUCCAGCCACUCUUUGAGCUCUCCUAACCAGGGUGGGUCAAAGCAAGGGCCUAGCUCUGUGGAAAAUGCCCUAUACCGAACCUCUUCCUGUGGUGACAUGGAUCAAGAGAAUGCCCUGUCCACUUCAAGACCUUCCCAGCCACAUGGUGCUUUGACGUCUCACAGCAAGUCACCAGUGUCACCAGAGCAAUGGGAUUGGAAAGAAAGUGUCUCUGGCUCAACCCAGGGUCUGUGCAGCAAUCCCAAGGAGACAGGAAAGCUGCGUUCACAUUCCUGGGCCAACAGAGGUCAAAACUUUGCCCAGAGCAGCCUCCCACGAGCAAUCCCUCACCUGUCUUACCACAGGCGUUACCGAACCCUGAGCUUAGCCUCCCAGGACAGUCGCGGAUCCAGCCGGCUGGCAGGGACUAAACACCUGAGUGAAAGCAAACAGCUGGAAUGGGAUCUGGCUGUACAGGCAGAGUUUGUUAAUGUGUGCAGACAAAUUGACACUCUGAGUGUUUGCAGUGACACCAUUGAACUGUAGAAAGCAAUACAAUUCUAGUUGUGGUUAAAAUGCACAUGACAUUGUACAGAAAUAGCAGACUCUGACAACAUGGUCUCACCUCCAACUCGUCAAAUACCAAUGCUUGGUUAGUGGCCCUUGGUGUCAGAUACUGACCCACAGGGACACCCUUUAGCGAGAUCUUCACAGACUUUUUUUUUGACACUCUGAGCAACUGCCGUAGUACAAAGAAUGAGAGGGUCUGCAUUGGGUGGGUGAAAGUGGAGGUGGAUGGUUCAAACAAAGUCUGGACUUUCACCCCUGAGAUCGAAAUUCAUGUCCCAUGUGAAUCCAAAAGUCAAUUGAGUUACUUUAAUAAGAACGUGGAGUUCUAGUAAGUAUAGCGUAUGCUACUGAUGUAGGACACAUAAUGGUACAUUAUGUUAGUGACAAGCACACUUGUUUUGAGCCAAAGCAUGAUGUUUUUUUCAAAACCUAACCACUUGCUUUUGUUGCCUAAACCUAAGAAAGUACAUGUAAAAACUGCAGCCCUAAUUUCCAGAGACUGUAUGCAUUUAAUGAGCAGAAACUGUAUAUUUUCUGUGAAAAAAGUUUAUUUUCAAAAGACGUUAUACACUGACCAAGCAUUGGUAUUUGACAAGUUGGGACUAAGAAUGUGUUAACUCUAAAGGUUAAACAAAAUGAAAUAAUUUCUGAAAAGAAAUUAUUUUAAUUUAGACCCAACUUAUUUUCUAUAAAUACUGUAGGCCUACUGUUGAUACACUGUUGAUAUUCUACUGUUGAUAUGUUGAUAUUGGUCAUUCCAGUUACACAUUCAUGAAUGUCAAGGAUCAAAUAUCUUGUGGUACAUAGUGCUUUCAAAGAGUUAACUUAAGCAGGAAGUUUAAUAUUUGUAAAACUGAUAUGUGGAAUUUUUUUUAUAUUUAAAGCUGUCUUGUAGAGAGAAGUCUAUGAAAGGGAAAGGAGCCCUCUUUAAUAGUGAGUGGACAAACAAUUUGGGCUCAAGGAACAUUUCAUUUUACAGCACUGAUGUACUGUUGUUUUCAAUAGUGGAGAAAAAUGGGACGCUGUCAGAGGAUCUCAUCGUAUAAUAAAAUAAGUCCAUUAAGUUGUGUGCAAAGUUGUCAAAUUUAUAUUUCAUCAUGGGAACAGACAUUUGGCAUGAAAUGUAGUGCUUUCCUUACAGGAUUUUUGAAAAUUACGAUGUUAUUUCAGUGUGGUAUAAAAAAUUUGGAAUUAAAGAAAAUUAAUAUAAACAGGAUGAGUUUGAGAGAUUUUCUCUUUUACUCUCUCUUUUUUUUUUCCUUUUUUAUGUUUCCUUUCUAUCUACGAGGCAAACUGUGGCACCCGGUUUUGCCAAGACAAAGAUCUGGGCACACAGUGAAAACACCACGGAGAAAAUUGAGGUGGUUACAAUUUGAAUAUAUUGCCCUCUAGUGGCAAUGAGAAAAACAACACCUUUUGCUCUCUGGAGAUAUGACAAAAAAUGUUAAAACAGAGUUUUAAAAAAUGCCCUUUUGGAAUUAAAUUUAUUCAU